GACGCCAGUUCAGCUGAAACAUUUGUAACGUCCAUGCCUUCUUAAUAAUCUUGUUAUUGAAACUGAAUAUCAUAUUAUUGUGGGUAAGGGAUAUUGUGUUUUCUGUUGGCUGAGAUAUGUGUUUGCGACCAGACAGGAAGGUAGGGAAAGUGUUGUAUUGAUUCAUACACUGUAUUUGACAUUUUCUGAAAUUCGUCUUGACACGGGGAGUCUAGAGAAAAGACAAACAGACAAAUGAAAUUACGCAUAACAUCUCAUAACUCUCAGUCGGAACUAAUACUAGAAGGAACUUUUAAUGUCAUAGCUGAGCUCACUGGUUUCGUAUUCAGAAAUCAAAUAGUGGAUAUAAAGGAUUUCCUUUAAGAUUUAAUGUGUAUCAAGAUAUUUAAACAGAGCUACAUCUUAUGUUUCUAAUAUUUACAUAUUAAGACAAAAUUAGGUAUAAGGUAGUUGUGCACAUCUGAGCAAAUUAAUUUUCUAUAACGUGGAAAAUUUAUAGCGAGAUUGUGAGAUAAGUUGUGACGACCUGGUAAAAAACAAGAAAAGGUUAGACAAGAUGUUUCCUCGAACUACAACGCAAAUCAAGUCCUAAUAUACUGACACAAACUGGAGUUUUCUAUGGGAAUACGUUCAGUAUUGAAUAUUGGCGUAUACAUUCCUCCCACACACCUCUCGCGGUGGUUAUAUAACACGCUCAGAGACGGAACGAUUUAAUUAUUCUGUAUAACGUACAAACAACGACUAAAAGGAAUCCAUAGCACAAAAAGACGAAGGCUUCACAUUAUUUGCACAAAUUGUAGGGACUUUUAUCGACAGUCAACCGCGGUCAUGAACAAAAGUCUGCAUUCGUCGAGCAAACUAAUUUAUGGCUAUAAAACAAUACUGAAACAACGCUCCUUCAAUAGCCGGAAUAAGUCAAGCUACAGGGAAAAUGAAUAUCUCUCAUUCUCGCUGACAAAUUGUUUUGGACAACUAUAUAACAAUAACCAUUCUGACGGUACCAAAUGGCAUAUGUAUCAGUGUUUGUAUUGACAUAGGAUGUGAAGAGUUUACAACGGGGAGCUGAACGUAUUGAAAAUGCUGGCCGUAGCCAUACGAAACGAGAAGACUAGCGCUACAAUCAUUGGAUUUGAGAUCAUGUUCUGCUGUGCUUUCCCGAUCAAUAAUCCCAUGUUUAAUUUUCUUGUACUAAUUGUAAUGUCACACAGUGAAAACAUAUCUGACUGAAAAAUAUAGCAGACAAAAUGAUCGCUUAGCAAGAGGAUAAACGGACACAAAGGGAAAUAAAUUCAUAAUCUGACGAUUCAAUAGCUAGUGUUUAUAUGGGAGUAUUACAUUACAUUGUAAAUAAUUAAAAAUACUACAUAUACCGUCUAUGACAAUUUAAUACCAUUUCACUGCUAAGAGCUGUUCUCCAGACAGUGUGAGUCGAAACAGAAAUGUUUUGCCAAUGAUAAUUAUCAAAUUCUGACAGAGAUAUCGGUAAGUCAAGCGUGGAAUAAUGAUGCAGAAUGGCAGAUUAAGACCAGAAAUUUCUAUUGAAAGUGAGAAAAUUCCUUUAAGUACAAAUAAGUCAGAACCGGAAUAUAUUACUCUCGAAGAGGUAAAUCAGAAGAUAUUCGAAACACAACUUUCCGAAGAAGAAGAGAGAAUUGUUCUCAAUGUAGGUGGAGUGAGGCACGAGACACAUGUUAGCACGUUGCAAAACAUUCCUGACACGCGACUUUCAAAUUUAGCUGAACGGCACGUGUUUGCCGAGCAACAAAAGGAUGUCUACUUCUUUGAUAGACACCCAGCCGUAUUCAACUCAGUUAUUGACUUUUACAGAACUGGUGAGCUACAUGUGCCUCUUGAAGUGUGUGGUGCUGUAGUUAAACGCGAGCUGGAUUACUGGCAGAUUAAUGAGAACCAUAUAAAGUCUUGUUGCUGGAGGACGUACAGGUCCUAUAUUGAGAAUAAAAGAAUCUUAGACUCGUUCAAUCGCAGCAUUCUGAAAGAGCAUGUUAAAGUGGAUCUAGACAACUUGCAGGGCUGGAAAAAGUUUCAAACAAAAGUAUGGCUAAUACUUGAGCAUCCGCGAACAUCCAGAACUGCAAUGGUGUAUGGCGUGAUAUCUCUGUUAUUUGUUGUCGUAUCAAUAUCUGGGUUCUGUUUGGAGACACUACCACAAUUGAAACCAAAGGUGAAGGCCUUCAAUACUACAGCCGAAGCCAAUGAGAGUCGAGGAGGCUGCGAGGGUGACACAAGUGUCAAGUAUCUACUAACGCCCAACCCAGCUUUACAAAUUGUAGAUACUAUCUGUACAAUAUAUUUUACCAUAGAGCUUAUUGUGCGAUUUACUUUCGCACUGAACAAACGCCGUUUUGUUCGAUCCGCUAUGAAUAUUAUUGACCUUCUCGCACUGGUGCCUCUUUACAUGCAGCUUAUUCUCAACAUGGAAAGUUUUAAAUUCUGUUUUGUGAACGAAAGACUUAUGAUAGAGAUUAUGUUUAUUUUACGUAUUAUUAGAAUGUUUCGUAUUUUUCAUCUAGUGAAGCACUACCAGGCUCUGCAGAUCUUGGUUUAUGCUCUAAAGGCCAGUAUACAGGAGUUGCUCAUGCUAGGUAUAUUUCUGUUAAUCGGAAUGUUGGUGUUUGCUACAAUGAUUUACUAUGCAGAAAGAAAGGAUGCUGUGAAUCCAAGUGAACAAUUUACAACAAUUCCGAUAGGUUUCUGGUGGGCUAUUAUAACCAUGACCACACUAGGUUAUGGAGAUAUAUUUCCCACGACACCCGUUGGUUAUGUAGUUGGAGCGUCAUGCGCAGUAAGUGGUGUGCUUCUCGUCGCUCUUACAUUUCCGGUUAUAUCUAACAACUUUACACUAUUUUAUACACAUGUUCGUUCUCGGAGUGGCCGUAUUGAUCCAAAUAAACCCCUUGCGUCUUCUUCAAGUGACCCAGGUAUUUAUGAAUCUGACGAUGAAGAUGAAAACAAACUUCUGUAUCAAAAUGCCAGACGCACUUCAAACGGGUCUAUUAUCUUAAAUAAUCGCAGUUUUGUAAUAUCAAGAAACGUAUCCGGUAUCACGGAUGUUUGCAGUAACGUAGGGCAAAACUGUAAUACCCGUUCCGGGACACACAAGGACGCAAGCUCAAUGAUGGAUGUUAUUGUAAAACGUGACGAUUCGUCUUUGUUCACGAGAACAAGUUCAGUAAAGGCUCAUUCUGACGAUGGUGUUACGUAUACAGCAGAGCCGAAUAUGUUAUAAGCUAUAAAAUUGUAUAUACAUUUUUCUAUUAGAGCAAUUUAUGUCUCUGUAAUUUCCUGCCAAAAUAGGUCGUUGAUUCUUACACAUUCAUUUUGUUGUUUGGAAAAUGCAGAGAGAUAUAGAAUUUUAUGACAGAUGUUUUAGUAAAUCAUUGGAAAACUGAAGUAAAAUAUAUUUGGCAUGUUCACAGAGAAAGAUAUCAAAUGUAUUCUCUACUAAACUGGUUAAACUUACUUAAAACAUGAAGUAGAAAGAAACUAUGUUUGUUGUACAUGUACCAUGUUUACGAUCGAACUAUUUUUCACUCUUGAACACCGUUUUGAUAUUUGAUACAAACAACAUUAAUUGAAUAAUAUGAUAUGACUAAAUAAGAUUUCAAAAAAAUAGCCGAUUUUGAAAGCGUAUUAUCUUUUUCUAUCAUUGUGGCAAAACUUGACUUCACAUAUUCUAAUAUCAAUACUGAUACUAAUGAAAGCAAUAGAAGUACAUAUUCUGUGUCUGUAAAAAUAUGGUAAUGCACGAGUUAUUUUGAUAAAUGUUCUUAAUAUAACUCCCCGCCUCCAUUUUAUUCAAAGGUGCGAUAAUGCCUAUCUUUAUUUGUGUUUUGUGGCAAUGAAAGAAAAUGAAAACGAGUAAUAUUGUAAAAUAUCACUUCUUCACAUUUUCUUUAUCAUAUUCUGUCCGUCUAUUUCAUACCUAGCCGCUGGAUUCAUAAUGCGACAUGGUACAUUUUGGUUUUUACCUUAACUAAAGAAUAAGGAGGGCUGUUCUUCAUUUGACUUAUUACUAAUUAUGUUUUCUAUAGUACUGAUAUCCUUCAUAUUCCCGCUUAUGACCCAUGAUCCAAUGGUAUUUUUAUUUCUGUACCGCUCACACCUACCUGUAUGUCAUGUAAAUUCUCUAUAUCCCUUAUUAUCUUCGCGGCUCCCACUAGCACACUGCUACCCCAACACCUUUCUGUUUUUGUCUGUAUUGUUUUGUAUUUAUUAUACUAACAUGUAUUUUAUUGUUUCUUAUAUUCCCAUAUUCCUCCGCACCUAUCCCCUUCCUCAUUACACCAUCCAGCCAAAAAAUACUUUUUUUUCUUUUCUCACACUUGAUAAUUUAACAAUGAUAUCUUGAUUUCCUUUCCGCAGCUCUUAUUCAUGUAUAUAAUGCUUGAGCCUCUGUAACCUUUCUGAGAUUCUAUCGAAAUGUUAUUACAGAUAUACAUAGAAUGUAUUUGUUAUUUCUUCAGAAUGUGAAAUCUAGCGAGAUUAUUAUUUUUAUAUGAAAAUAUGAAAGAUAAUGUACAAAUAUAGAUGAGAGAAAUGUGUCUUCUUUUGAAAUAAAUUCUUAUACUAAUCUUA
Messenger RNA from Mercenaria mercenaria, 4596 nucleotides. Its product is annotated as potassium voltage-gated channel protein Shaw-like. Bases 1502 to 3247 code for a protein of 581 amino acids. The transcript has 4 exons. NCBI's taxonomy places the organism in Eukaryota, Metazoa, Mollusca, Bivalvia, Venerida, Veneridae. The record is from RefSeq and is a predicted model, not a curated record. Gene Ontology annotation, cellular component: voltage-gated potassium channel complex; membrane. Gene Ontology annotation, biological process: potassium ion transmembrane transport; protein homooligomerization. Gene Ontology annotation, molecular function: delayed rectifier potassium channel activity; protein binding.